This is a messenger RNA of Insectozyma verbasci, 1449 nucleotides long. The record is from the annotation of a GenBank genome assembly. NCBI's taxonomy places the organism in Eukaryota, Fungi, Ascomycota, Pichiomycetes, Serinales, Debaryomycetaceae.
AUGAAGAAAUACUAUAUAUUUAAGAGACUUUUACAUGCUACAACUACAAAAUUUAACAACAAUCUUUUAACUCCAUUAAAAUUAUAUAAUCUACGAGUUGAACAAGGUAAAUUAAAAGAUGAUAAAUAUCAAAGAAAGAUCAUAAGUUCCCUAAGUACAUUACAUGAAAAACUAUCACAUUAUACUCCACCGGAAAUAGAAACACCAACUAUAGACUCAUUAAAGCCUAAAAUUGGAAUAAGUAAAAUUUUCAAUUCAUUUUUUGGUAAUAAUGGAGAACAAUCAAAAGUAAAUGAAGAAGAAUUAUUAACUGUUGAUAAUGAGGUUAAAGGGGUCUAUCUUUAUGGUGAUGUUGGAUGUGGUAAAACAAUGUUAAUGGAUUUAUUUUAUAAAACUGUUCCACCUAAUUUAGCAAAAUCUCGACUUCAUUUUCAUCAAUUUAUGCAAAAUUUACAUAAAAGAUCACAUACUUUAAAAAUACAAUAUGGUGGAGAUGUUGAUGUUAUUCCAAUUCUAGCUAGUGAAAUUGCUCAAAGUUCCACUGUUUUAUGUUUUGAUGAAUUUCAAGUUACUGAUGUUGCUGAUGCGAUGUUAUUAAGAAGAUUAAUGACGUUACUAUUAAGUCCAAACUAUGGAGUUAUAUUAUUUGCAACUUCAAAUAGAGCACCUGAUGAUUUAUAUUUGAAUGGUAUUCAAAGAGUUUCAUUUAUUCCAUGUAUCAAAUUAAUUAAAAAACAAACAAGAGUUAUUUAUUUAAACUCACCUACUGAUUAUAGAAAAGUUCCUAAACCUAUAUCGUCAGUAUAUUAUCAUCCUAAACCUGGAGUUAAAUGGAAUAGUAAAAUUAAUCAAGCAAAUUGCAAAAAACAUGUUGAACAAUGGUAUGAUUACUUCAAUCAAACAAAUAAAAAUCAAGAAAUUUUACAAAAUUUUACUUUAGAAGUUUGGGGUAGAAAAUUAAAAGUUCCAAAAUGUUCACCUAAUAAAGUGGCUCAAUUUACAUUUCAUGAAUUAUGUGGUGUCCCAAUGGCUGCUGGUGAUUAUUUAACUCUUGCAAGUCAUUUUCAAAGUUUUAUAAUUACUGAUAUACCUUAUUUGUCAUUAGAUGUUCGAGAUCAAGUUAGAAGAUUUAUUACAUUUUUAGAUGCUGUUUAUGAUUCACAUGAUAGACUAGCAGUUACAGCAGUUACAAAUUUUCAAGAUUUAUUUGUUGAACCAGAAGAUUUGAAAAAAGAUAAUUAUAAAUUAUAUAAACAUCAAGAUAAAACUGGUGUUGAAAAUACUUUUGAAGAUGAUGAAUUGGUUUUAAAACAUGGUUUUGAUAAGAAAAUUGCUAAAAAAGCAGCGAUGUUUGCUGAUGAUGAAGAAAAAUUUGCAUUUGCAAGAGCAUUAAGUAGAUUAUCACAAAUGAGUACAACUGAAUGGAUUGAAAAUGUAAAAGAUGAAUAG